AAGCGAUGGUUCAUCACUUUCAACGGCGCCGAGUGUAGCGGUCCUCUGCCUAUUGACGCCGCUCUGUGGAUCAGAAGUAGCAAUAUAGAUGACCAUAGACACGGAGCAAUAGAGGGCUACUGUGACAACAUCAGAAAAGGGAAUAUCCGCGUUGGCAUCAACAUUGGAAACUGUCCCGGUUAUGGAAACUCAGAAGGUCGCACGGGAUGGAUGUCAGUAUCUCGUUUGAUUAUCGAAGAAGUUCCUCGGUCCCAGCAGUAACGAAUCCAUCGCAUCUCACCAACAUUCUAAAAUAGCUAAGUGCUUGUAAAGUCAUGUUGGGCGUCGAAAAUAGAUAAAAAAAAAUUCUAGGCAUAAAUUUAAUCAACGUGCAACUGAGAGCCUCUGUUUAACUGUUUCAUUAAAAUUGCCGUUCCAAGUUUCUUUUUAAACUGCUUUUGGAAUUGGUGAAACCAAUGCUUUGACAAAUGCUGGAAACCAUUUGUUCCUUUUUUUUUCGCGUGGAAGCAUUGAGCAUGCGUACUAUCUUCCAAUUAUUCAUUGUGAUGUCACUCGCAUUUUAUGUUAGUCGGUCAAUUAUGUUAUCAUAUGAUUUAUCCUCGUUGGCGCCUUCUCGAAAAGACUUUUUUAAAGUCAAAACAAUUAAAUGUCCUCAUCACAAGUAGCUUGGAACAGUCUUCAAACCUGCAGGACUAAUGACGACGAAAUAUAUGGCUGACAAAAAAGAUUUCUUUUCAACGCUAAACAAAAACCUAGCCUAGAACUAUGAUUAGUACGACUAUCUAAUAUACUUAUUUUAAGAUUUACUGUAGCUCUGCCAUUGAUUUUCCCAUGUUUAAUUAUGAUAAUAUUUUGUUCUAAUUAUCUAACUGAGGGAGCCCAUUCCUUAUAAGCCCGGUGGCUUCUCUUGGGCUUCCUCGCCAUGAGAGUUUAAGUAAUUAGAUUUUAUUUGAUUUGUACAAUUUUUUUAUUUAUUUCACAGAAUCCCAGUUUGUGCGCGCAAGGAGCAACUGGACUUCCCGGACGAAAUGGUGUGAAUGGACAUAAUGGGUUACCAGGCCGUGACGGUCGAGAUGGUGUAAAGGGUGAGAAAGGCUUGUCAGGUCCAACUGGACCACGUGGUUUUAAAGGAGAAGCGGGUGAGAAAGGUGUGGCAGGGCCACCUGGGCCACGUGGUUUUAAAGGAGAAGCGGGUGAGAAGGGUGUGGCAGGACCACCAGGACCACGUGGUAUUAAAGGAGAAGAGGGACCAGUUGGAAAGGUCGCUGCUGAACAAAGAAACUGGAAACAGUGCGCGUGGAAAAAGGAUACGGCCGUGAUAUUGGCCUUAUUAAGGUGACUGCAUGGGAGAAAAAUUGCAAAUUUCUUUCUUAGAGUCGGAGUUACUUAGCAAUAAAAACUGAGGCGAGGGAGUCACAUUUGAUAGAUAGGGCCAGGACUCUUGAACCUAAAGGCCAUUAAGAAGCGAUUUUCAAAUGUUCCAGUCCUUAGGUUCCUUUUGUCGGUUAUUCUUGUCUUUGUGUUUGACUGUUUUUCAAUUAACCUUAACGCGAAGAUAAAGGGAAAUUCAAAUUGUACCCUUCAUAACUUCGAACGCAGCCUCUUACAUCUAAUAUUAUGGGAAUUUAACUCGGUUGUUCAUUCGGUCAAUAGUUGUGGUCAUCAGAUACCUAAAACGAGCUUAUCUGAUAGAAAAUCCCUUUUAUAAACCAUGAACUUUGCUAUACGGAGCACACAGCUGACUGUCAGUUGUCCUAGGUAGUCUAGGUAGCGUGAACAAAGUGUUUAGUGGGGAAAUAGUUGCUCCUUUUGGUGAGACUAGUCAACCCCACCUCAAAAACCCUAGGAUCAGGGAUUGUUUGCAGGGAGUGCGGAAGGAAGAAAGGAAGAAAGACCGCCUGAUCGCAGGUUACACCUCAGGACCACCGCGGUCAAACGUCUAAAUCGUUAUUUUUGUUUUUAUUGCUGGGAUUUCAUUUACCAGUUAGAGAAAAAUGGGCAAAGAUGUAUAAAUCAGUUAGUCAACAUAACUAUCUUUCCAUUUUUCUCAAAAUUUUGAGCUUUUUUCGCUGAAAACGCUUCGCGCUAAAAGAGAAUCAUGUUUGAAAAUGGCACCGAUAAUAACGUCAGCAUCGGUUUUCAAUCACUUAGGACUUUUUUAGUAAACUUUUAAAAAGUUUAGUAAACUAACAGGAUGUUGGUAAUACCCUAAACUUUCGAUAGUGAAAGUAGCAACCUUAACUUUGAAGUAUUUCGCUUAACUGAUGCAAAUUUCACUCGUUUGACCGCUGUGAACACCUCAGGUUACCUCGUCUUGCUUCUCCACCCGCCCCCUCCCUCAAGCUACCCUACCCCUUCCCCCACUAGGCAAAAUUGCGAUUGUCAUAUAAACUGCAGUCGGCUGAAUUUUUCAACGAUGAAGUGAAUUCAGUUGGAUAGCCGAGAGUCAAUCUGAGGUAGGGGUGUCUCGGGUUUCCGAGAUCAUAUAAAUGUGGCCUUAAAACACCGCAUGUGUUGAUAAGGAAAGGAAAGAAUCGUGGAGCAGACGACUCAAUAGGAUUCUUCCGUCAAUUACUUUCGGGGCAAUUUUUCUGGCCUGUUAUAUGUGUGCCAAAAUAAAUAUACGCGUUGCUCUUUUCGUUAUAUCGGUAUGCAGUAAUGAUAAACUACCAGGACCUGAAGUCAUUUGGCUAGCCGAGAGUUCGGUAGGGCUGUCUCGGGUACCCGACCGAUAUAAAUGUGCCAUUAGAAAAUUUAGAAAUGAUGUGGUGUAUGAGCUAAGGAAAAAAUGUAGGACAGAGGACUUAAGGCAAUCCGCAAACAUUUACUUUAAGUGACAUUUUAUUGGGCGGUCAUAUGUGUGCCAAAAUAAAAAUACGCAUCGCUCUUUGCGUUAUAUCGGUGGCUCUAAGACCUUAAUUAACUCUCUUAACAUAGUCACAAAAUUGCAACCUUAACCGAAAAGACGUUACGAUUUGAAUAAUAACGAUAACGUGAAUCAUAUUUCACAAUGUUCUGUGUGGCAGUGGUCGCUAACAAUACAUAAUGCUGUGUUUUCAGGAUUGCCAGUUUACUAAAAUUAAAGACAAUACAACUCUUCAUGUUGUAUUCCAAGGAAAUAUCUAUCUGGGACAAUGCAGUACCUGCUGUAAGCGAUGGUUCAUCACUUUCAACGGCGCCGAGUGUAGCGGUCCUCUGCCUAUUGACGCCGCUCUGUGGAUCAGAAGUAGCAAUAUAGAUGACCAUAGACACGGAGCAAUAGAGGGCUACUGUGACAACAUCAGAAAAGGGAAUAUCCGCGUUGGCAUCAACAUUGGAAACUGUCCCGGUUAUGGAAACUCAGAAGGUCGCACGGGAUGGAUGUCAGUAUCUCGUUUGAUUAUCGAAGAAGUUCCUCGGUCCCAGCAGUAA
This is a messenger RNA of Porites evermanni, 3411 nucleotides long. NCBI's taxonomy places the organism in Eukaryota, Metazoa, Cnidaria, Anthozoa, Scleractinia, Poritidae. The record is from the annotation of a GenBank genome assembly.